UUGAGGUGUUAGUUUGUAUCCUGCCUUGUAUUCAGACCCUCCCCCUUUGGCACUGUGGAUUGGCCAUAGAAGGAAACUUCGCCUCGGAUCUGCUGUAUCUGUAGUCGAGCUUCACACGAACAGGCACCGAGAGCAGAGGAAUGAUACACGCCUUAACCAGGCUGUUCUGGGCCAAAAUCGCUUCAAAAUGACGUGUCAGUAUUGAAGCUUCUCAGUCUCAGGCUGUAAGCAGACCUGGAAUAACCAGUGGUAAAGUGUCAUUACAGACAUACAAAGCAGGUUUUCUUCUCUGCAAUAGCAGAGGAGAAACGGUGCUCCCACACACAGGCCACUGAUGAAGAGCAUGGAGAUGCUCCGUCGCUCAUCAGUGUUUGCAGCAGAAGUCAUGGAAGUGUUUGAUCGCUCCCCUACAGACAAAGAACUGGUCUCACAGUCAAAAAUGUUGUGCAGGGAGUACAUUCACUCAAGGCUAACUAGAGCUGGAAUUGUUUGCACCAAAUCUGAGUUUGGAUCUACAGGAGGAAUUCUCGGAGAAGUGUCCACUGUUCUUCUUUGGUUAGGUGAUGAGCUUGAAUACUUGCGACCCAACGUGUACCGCAAUGUAGCAAAGCAACUGAAUAUCACUGUGGCAUCAGAAGGGAUUGUUUCUGAUGCCUUUCUGGCUGUAGCUGCAGAAAUCUUCUCCACAGGGGUGACGUGGGGUAAGGUGGUCUCUCUGUAUGCUGUAGCUGGAGCACUGGCAGUGGACUGUGUCCGGCAUGGCUACCCAGCCAUGGUCCAUACCAUCGUAGACUGCAUGGGCGAGUUUGUUCGCAAGAGCCUGGUGUCCUGGUUAAAGAGGAGAGGAGGUUGGACUGACAUUACAAAGUGUGUAGUGAACACAGACCCCAGCUUUCAUUCUCAUUGGCUGGUGGCUGCAGCCUGCACGUGUGCACACUACCUGAAGGCCAUCGUCUUCUACCUGCUGAGGGAGAAGUGAAGGCACUACAGAGAGGCAUUGGACAUUGAGCCUCUCUUCUGUUUUUGGUGGAGAGAGCUGCCAUUUCACCGCUUCAACCUGUUACUGCUCUUAGUGUGUUGACACAUGCAGGAAAGUUGCACUGUGCCGUCAAAGAACAGCUCAGCACAGACAAAUGUUCAUUAAUGUCUUCAUGCAUGAACUUCAAGGUGCAGUAAGGAAGUUCAGUGGAUUGAUGUCUAUAGGUGAUGCUACAUAGUGGGCACAAACUGUGGGGAAUUUCCCCAUCAGAAACAGGAAGAGUGAUGUGUUUGUCAGCAGUGUGUUAUAUUCAAGCCAUACUGUCUAACCCUAAUCUGCACUAUCACAUAGUGACUCUUAUUAGUUUAUCCAUGUUUUUAGUGGACUGCACUGUUUUUUGAAUACACUUUAUUGAUAAUGACACCUUCUAAUACAUCAAGUGUUAUAAAAUGGGCAAGAUAGAAAGCAUUGCGUUUAUUUCUGCUUGAGUUUUUCUGACCAGAACGACUCUCUUAGAAAUAAUAUAUAUACGCGUGUGCACGUGUGUAUGAUCCAGUGAGAGAAAGAGAGGAUGGACAUAAAGUGAAAGAGAUUAAAAGGUAUGAAAGCAGUAAACAGAUCUGUCUUUUCAUUUCUUGGCCACUCUAAAUGGAACAAAAUGACGUAUCUGAGACCUUCAGUCGUCUAUAAAAAAAGAUCUAGUAAAGCCUAUAAGCACUUUGUCCUAAGCUUUCAACAAGGCUAAGGUGUAUCUUGUGUUUCUGUUUGUUGUCAUAACUCUGUCUGUGCUGUAAUAUAAAAGUUGCUCUAUGAACUUUGACUGCAUUACACAAUUGCUGAUAACUCUUUGUGUAUUAGAUGUUUAAAUAAUUCCUUUUUGAGGAAUAAAGCAUUGCUGAUGUGUGCACAUUGCCAAGCCACAAUGAAUGUCUGUAGAAUAAAUGCAAGUAAAUGGAGAAAUGGGUUGAGUAUUUCCAA
Molecule: messenger RNA, 1957 nt
Organism: Tachysurus vachellii
Lineage: Eukaryota; Metazoa; Chordata; Actinopteri; Siluriformes; Bagridae
Gene: boka
Product: BCL2 family apoptosis regulator BOK a
Exons: 6
Coding region: 335-979 (214 amino acids)
Biological process (GO): intrinsic apoptotic signaling pathway in response to DNA damage; regulation of apoptotic process; extrinsic apoptotic signaling pathway in absence of ligand
Cellular component (GO): mitochondrial outer membrane
Molecular function (GO): protein homodimerization activity; protein heterodimerization activity
Source: RefSeq, a predicted model, not a curated record